Molecule: messenger RNA, 3267 nt
Organism: Coniosporium apollinis CBS 100218
Lineage: Eukaryota; Fungi; Ascomycota; Dothideomycetes
Exons: 2
Coding region: 1-3267 (1088 amino acids)
Source: RefSeq, a predicted model, not a curated record
AUGCCCGGCGCGUAUUUCGAAGAUCCAUACUCGAAGCUGGACCGAUAUUUCCAGGCGCCGCCUUCCCUCAAAGCCCACAAGCUAUUGCCUCGCAACAGGCAUGAUGCGCACAUGGUGUUCCCGGCCGGCGCACCUGUGAGGUACAACUCCUUCGACGGCGAUGAAACGUCGACGCAGCAUAGCGCAACCGAUCAAACGCCUCUCGCAUCGCCAGCACUGAUGAAUGGAACGGACCCUGGCUUACCGCCAACACCACCGACGAAUUCGCUUGAAGCCAGCGCCCAUGUAGACUUUGCGAUGUCAGCACCGACGGACAACGCAACACCAUCAAACCCGAACAAAAGCCCUUCAAUCAGCACACCCGUAAACCAAUGGAGCCCUCCAACGCCAGAUCCAAGCCCUCCUCGAACCGGCGAGUCUCUUGCUCCUCCGGAGCGACCGCCCUUCAACGACUACCCAUCCUCGUCCCGCGCAGAAUCUUUUAGAACAGCAAAAGAGGACCAGUAUUCCUCAGACGGAGAGAGCAGCCGGCGGCAGAUGGCAUCGGACGAUUCGCCAGUGAACACAUACUUGAACGCCACAAGGUCCCUGAGACUGCGUACUCUGGGACUUGGGCUGGGGUUCGACCAGAGCGACGGUGAUGCGACGCCGACUGAACGCGGUCGCUCAGCGCCUCAGAGUGGGAAGAAAGACUCAGAGUUGGAUACGGCGUGGCAAUAUCGACCAAGUGGUUCGGAGCACAUACCCGACAGAGAGUGGGACACAAAUCUCAUGAGGAAUGUGACGGUCCGAAGGAGGCGACCACUCAGAGCGUCGCCACAACACAACGCGUCAAAUCACGAAGCUACCUCGCCUGAAGCAGCCAUGCCAGCAUCGCCGAGCGUACGAGAUAAAGCAAAAGAGAGAGACUUGCACUCGGCGUCUUUUGAAAAGUUCGCCGAUGACAUCGGCUGGCCGGCAGAAGUCAACCGGGUGCUGAGCCUCCACCUUCGCGACAGGGACUCCAAGCGGCUAUCUAGUGUUUCAACAACAUCGACUGUCGUUGAAGCCGUGGUCAUAGAUUCUCCACCGCAACAGCUUCCAGCUUUACGCCACGCGAAGAAGAAUCUAGCUUUGCGGAGAGACGCAGAAUCGCCAGUCGAGCGCUCAUCAACAGUCCGCUCCAACCGGAAUUCCUUAAACUCAGAUGACGUACCUCUACAUCGACUAGUGCACAAGAAACCCAGAAUACCAGAUAGAAGGAACAGAGACAGUGUUGGCUCGGACAUAGCUGCGAGCGAGACGUCGUCGCUCCCGACUGUUCCUUUGCGGCAUCAUCGCCAAAGCAUACAGUCGCGCUCGGCUAUACCUUCAGACGGUCCCGGCCGCUUCUUCGACUCACCGCCGAAACGCAUUACCACAAGUCCUCUUGCACCAUCUUCUCCAGCUAGUCUCAGUCGCGAAAGGCGAAACUUUACGGAGCCAGGACCCUACCGUUCCCAUGUCGACCCAGCUCCGCUUGUAUCGGAAUUUCGGCAUUACGUCCGCCAGCCAUCCCCACCUCCUCCUGACACACAGGAGAGCUCCGUUGUCUACAAUGCAUCACCGAUAGCACCACAGCAUCACCCUGCGCAUGUAGAGCUUCCAGAGCCAGCACUCCAGGAAGCAAGGCCGAAACCUGCAGCCGUACCUGUAGAGCCGCGUCCCUCUGUUGACCAUCGUGAAAAUGACCGGCCACGCGUAAGUUUUGACCACACGGCCUCCGACCAUGGCCGGCCAAGCGUCACAUCCCUCGACCGUGUCCCCACAGAAGAGCUGCACCGCCCAAGCGCCGAACUCUCGCCCUCGUUCCGGCGUAUCUCUCUCGACCGCAGCACUGUCCGGACCGAAGAACACGCCAUGGCGCGCCAUGUCUACACCUCCUCCACCCCCUUCAGUCAGAUCUCCGACCUCCACGACCUGGAAGUCAGUGAAGCAACAGCCGUCAGCAUCUUCCCGCACAACAACCACUCUUUGCUUGUUGUCCAGCAAGUCGCGAAACCCUCCGCCUCCGGCUCCAACUCCAACUCCACCUCCCUCAGCCACCACAACACCCACUACCCCUCCUCCCAGCCCUCCACCGAACUAAUCGGCCGCACCGAACCAAGCGGCCAACAACUCCUCGACGGGCCUCUCCUCACAAUCGAGCCCUCGACGCCACCAGACCGCAGCACCGAGAUUUUCGCCGUCGACAGCCCGCUCAAGAACCCGCGCAAGCCGCCUCCGCCGCCUGCAUUCAAAAUCAUCCCGCCUACGCCGGCUGAUGAGCUGGACCGCCAACUCGCUGCCCCUCUGCCGUCGUCCCGUGACCGCUCGCGCUCACCGAAUAGAACAGUGUCUGGCCCCCCGGUCGCGAGGCGCCUGAGCGUCCUACAGCGCGCACGACGGUACAGCGAUACUUUCAUUGCACCUCUACUCAGCCGAAACGGAUCGCUGUCGAACCGGUGGAGCGCUGUCACCGCUUCGGGAUCCCGGAAUGGUAAAGCGGUGCGCCGAGUUCCGUCGGUGGGGGACGAGGGCCAGGAUCCGAGGGGGAAUAAACUGCAUCCGUUCUGGCGCCCGCGCGGCUUCUGGGACGAUUUCAGCGACGACAGCGAGGAGGACUUUUUUGAUGAGGGCCGGCCUGACCCACACCAUGACGGUGCCAACGGCGGUAGUGGCGGGGACAGACUCCCCGAGGGCGGCGACACCUCCUCAAUCCCCUCGGUCGCUGAGGAGGGAGAUGUCCCCCGCCUGAAGCGUGUCGGCAGGCGUCUAACGGACGGCUUCAAAGGGAGCGGCGGUUUCUUGAUCGGGAAUAGUCUGGGCAUCGAGCGCGGGCCGACGAAUGGGAGGAGGCAUUAUGUUAGUUUGCCGCUUGGUGUCUCCGGAGGCGGGCGGGCACGUGACUUUGGGAUUGGUGGCCGGGGCGAGCCGGUGGGUCGGGUGGUCAAGAGGUCGAGCACGGGAUCACUGAGGACGGGGAGUCUGACGGCCUUGCAUGCGGGUGAGAGUGCGGGAAGGCGGAGUCCAAAGGCCGUGAGUGGUCCUGCUGGGAGCGCGGGUCGAGGGGAGGGGGGAUAUAAGAACAUGAGCAGGGAGGGGCGGAAGAGGGAGUGGAGGCUUCCAGGCACGGAUCGGAGGCUGCGGUAUGUUGGUCUGGGCGGCCUGAAGGAUAUGAUGAAGGAGAAGAAGGCGGAGAAGAGGCGGGAGGAGCUGAGGAGGAGUAUUGGGAGGAGGUGGAUGCUUGAGGGGCCGAAGAUUGGGUGA